Cadophora gregata is the source of this 729-nucleotide messenger RNA. RefSeq lists its product as uncharacterized. Bases 1 to 729 code for a protein of 242 amino acids. NCBI's taxonomy places the organism in Eukaryota, Fungi, Ascomycota, Leotiomycetes, Helotiales, Ploettnerulaceae. The transcript is spliced from 5 exons. The record is from RefSeq and is a predicted model, not a curated record.
AUGCUGCUUCCAUACCUGGUUGUCAUCGCCCUCAACUUCUACUUUCGAUUUGCAGACUAUGAGCAAGAAUCAUGUAGAAUCGGAAUGAAAAGAGAGUCCAUGAUACCCCUCAUAGCAUUUGAUGUUUACCUGACCUCAUUGUUUCUCAUUCCUCUACGCUCCCUCUAUUCCUACAAGACAGAUCGGAGUUCCCAAACCCGGACGGUCGCACUUCGUACUUUCGUUGGAAGUUGCUGUACCUUGACGUCAAGCAUUGUCAAUUUGACCGUAGUCAUGGUACUUAAAGGCGAGCCAGGCUGGAUAUGUCUCAUGUGUUGCAACAUUGACAUCCUCUUCAGCGUCCUAGUCCUCCACUGGAUAACAUCUAAAGACAACGCUUCGACAUAUCCCUCUCCCUCAUCAAAUUUCCAACCCUCCUCAGGUCCCACCUCACCAGCCCGUCUCAUCCCACGCCCACCCAUCUCAGAUAUGGAAGCCUACCACAUGAAUCUGCGAGACCUGAGCCGCAAGUCCGGCGUCACUACUAUGGUGUCUGCGAAAGAUUUCGAUGAUCUGGAACUGGAGAGGAUCAACACCUUGCCACCCAAUGUUGUAACCAUCGAGACGGAACAUACGAUGGAGGUUAGUGAGAUAAGACCAGAUACUGAUGGGAGUGGGAGCGAUUUGGGAUUGCAGAGGGUGAGGGCUGAUGGGAGUAAGGAAGAAUUAUUUGGGAGGGAGAAUUGCUAG